GGUUAACUUGCAAACGAAAUUGGUAAUGUUGCAGUCAGGUAAAACGUUACGCGAGAAAUCAGAUUUUCAUUCAUUUUCUCUGCCUGUGUUAGGGAAUGAGUACUGACCUUCUCCCUUACACCGUUAAAAGUGGCACUAACCCUCCACCGAUCGAUUACACAGUCCAGUCCGUUCUCAUUUCCAAUGGGGGGUAUACUACGUCACCCGGUACUACUCCCAAUAAAUUGAUAGGAUUCUUUCCCUCACGGUACACCUAUGCUAGGUGAAGGCGUACCUGAGAGUCAUAGGGAAAACCUAGCUUAAAAAAAAGCCACUUUACGAUCCAUUGACUCAUCCCGUUGGCUCUUAAUAGCGGUAAUUGUAUGGUAGCCAGCAGGAGUGUGUAUGUGGAGUACGGAAUCCAAUCAAGCACUGAAAAAGGGAGCGGCGUGUUGAGAACUGGACAAUGACGUAAUGUCGCUCACUCCGCGGAGUCCUGAAUAACAACCUGAACAACAGCUCCGGGCUGGUCUUUCGGCUGCCAUGACGCCAGCCGCCUGCUCUGCAGGGGUUAGUGUCGUCUUUUAUAUUGGCAGACAGUUUUCUAAUUAAAAUACAUAGAUGUGACCGAGAGGCUCUAUCAUGAGAGCCGUUACUGGUGACACAAGUAGUUCUCACCUUGACACGCAUCCCAAAGUGAUAUGGUCUGCUCGACUCCGUCUCACUUGCUGUGAGAUUUAAUAGAAAUGCACCAAGACCUUUGCAUUUUUCUUCACUUCCUUUCCCGUUCCCGCUUAGAACCCGGCUGCUGGAGCCAUUUGCUAAAACCUAGCACUAGGUGCUAUAUUUGAUGUGAAAAGAAGCAAUUAUCCCAGCACACAUGACAUCGCAUCCACACCGACCGCGAUUCCGAUUAAAGGUGAAACAUAUAAUUACGUCUACGAUGCUUUGUUGUGGGCGCAAGAAAGAAACAAGAGAGGCAACAGAUUAUCAAGUUUCGGAAGAGACCAGUCGAAGGGCUGGUCCUUCCCGUCCGAAAAUUCAACACGGCCAAGUACCAGAAAUGGUUAUCCAGAGCGAUUUUCGUAAGGUGAGCGGGAUAACGACAGAGAUAUUUCGACAGAUAGAAGCAAUAGAGAAUCAAUACGAUCCCACAACAGCGGCCAAUUUAGAAACUGUAGAGAAACGCGGCGAUAUGAUCAUUCGUCUACUAGAUCCCAACACAUUGGGCAAAGCAGGGGUGGAGGCCUGUCGGAACUACGUAAGAAAUGCCGACAGCAUCCACGUGGUACAAUUCGUAGAAAUUAUAAAAAGACCAGGACAAACUUUGGGACUUUACAUUAGAGAAGGGGAGACGAGCGAAGAAGGGGUCUUCAUUUCGAGAAUCGCUUUGGAGAGCGCCGUUUACAAUAGCGGUUUAUUGAAAGUUGGAGAUGAGAUUUUGGCGGUAAAUCUGGUGGACGUCAGACACGUCAGUUUGGACGACGUGGUCAUCAUCAUGUCCAUACCCAGAAGAUUGGUGCUGACUAUCAGAUCGAGGAUAUGCGGUGGAAAACCUAUCACUAAACUUGCCAAACAACGCGAUGAAGAAGCACGACCUCCCAUAGUCGUAGUGAAGAAAGGAAUGGAAGAAGAUACAAUGGAUGAUUAUGGGAAUAAUCAUGAGAAUGGUAUGCUGUUGAGAGCUAGAGUCAAAGGAUUGCCGAGUGAUAUGUCACCGAUGUGCAUCACUUUAGAACCACGUCAUUCGGACGACAGAAUGCUCUAUUAUAACUCCCAACCUGCGGCAAUGCCCGCAGGUGGGCGUGUGCCCAAAUUGGUGGAAGAUAUAAGAGCAGGGGAUGAGAGAACAUGGCCUAGGACUGCGGAAUCCCGAAUAAUUACACGACAGCCGUUUAGCCAGCAGAAAUACCCUAAGACAUUAGAAUCACUGGCAGAGCAGAUUCACACUUUUCACGCGAUGCCUCCACAGGAAGGGCGCAGAUCUAUGUUUCCUUCUUCGCACACACACAUACAGUUUCCGAGACUCGAUCGUAGGAAUGUCUACUGGGACGAACAAACUGCAACUCUGGGCAGAACUACACGUUUAUUGCGCACAGAAAGUGAACAAAGGAUUUCGACAGUCGCUCACGAUAAUUACGAUAAAUAUUCUUCAUUCGGUAUACGUCAUAACGUAGGUGUGUCGGCAACUAUGCAACCGAGAGGUCGAUUGAGACGUUACGACGAGUUGUCACAAUCCAUGGCUGCUUUGCGUAGAAGAAUACCUCAAGACAGUGCUUCGGAUACCGAAGUCCAAUCGGGACCGGUUCGAGACGUUAUGACUCGCCAGUCUCAAACUAUACCACAUCAACAACAACAGUUCGGUAUGCCAAUCAUACCCAGAGGCUACGGACAACUUCGAAGCAAUUCACUGCCACGUGUACGCACUACAGACCAAAUUUAUCGUCGUCCUCAACAAGCUGUGCGAUUCGAAAAACACCUACUGCCUUAUGAUUCUCAGGAUGAUAGUGACGGCGCUCUCUCUGCACCAGAGCUUCCAGCAACCAAACCGGACAGGAGAGGAAUUGGACGACGGGGUCCAUCCCCUCCUGUUACUUGCCCUGCCGAUUAUAGAGCUUGGCUAAAUCGUGCACCUUCCACAUCAGCUAUUUACGAAAAGGUGAGACGAGCCCAAGGAGUGCGUCAUACAACUUUACCUCGGGUGGCCCACAGUGCAGAAAGUCUGUUGGACACACUGAGACAGGACGAGCAGAGAGGAAUCCAACCACUGAUGAUGUACCCCAGGCGACCAUUUCUCAGGGCAGCAGCUGAAAAUACAGAUAAGAGUGGACUACAGCCACUAGCACUUGAAUACAUACGUCAAGUGCCAAAUCCUACACCAGUUAAACCAUCAGAAGAUAAAUUACAACUUCUAACACUAAAUCCCAGGGACUACGUCAAGUAUCGUCCCGAAAAGGACUCGGAAACGGUUUUACAGAACGGUGGUUUCAGCGGUCUCUUGUGGAUUCACCUGGUUGCUGGAAGAGGUUUGCGACCCACUAGUCACAGCGAUCAUUUCCGUGAUCUGUACUGCGUCAUUGAAUGUGAUCGUGUACACAAAGCACGAACUGUAGUUCGCACGGGCGAGCAUAGCUUCGAUUGGGAUGAGGUUUUCGAGUUAGAUAUAGUAGAUAGUAUGGAACUAUCAUUCUUGCUGUAUAGUUGGGAUCCUCAAUUUCGGCACAAACUCUGCUAUAAGGGUACAAUACAUCUGUUAACUAUUCUCCGUGAAUCACCGGUACACAGUCUGGCUCUGAAAAUGGAACCACGUGGAACCUUAUACGUAAAGUUGCGCUAUCGCGAUCCGAGGCAGACUUUCCAACGUUUACCUGUAAUGUCUGACACUGCUCUGUUCGGAGUAGACUUAGAAACUGUGGUUAUUCGUGAAAACUCAGGAUAUGCUGUGCCACGAAUCGUCAAGAGGUGCGUGGAAGAAGUGGAGAAGAGAGGACUCGAUAUUGUUGGUAUUUAUAGACUCUGUGGUUCGGAUGUUAGAAAGAAGAUGUUGCGAGAGGCGUUCGAAAGAAAUUCCAAGAACGUUGAUUUAUCAGUGGAACAUGUACCAGACAUCAAUGUCGUUACAAGUUUACUCAAAGACUAUUUAAGGGAGCUUCCAGAACCACUUUUCACUAAAGGAUUGUUCGACAUGUUGGUAGAUGGAUUUAGCGUUUGCCUACCGGACGAUCCUGAGGGUAAUGCUAAGUUAAUGUUCAGUAUACUCGAAUGCUUACCGAAAAUUAACCGGUUCACUGUGUUGUUCCUUCUGCACCAUUUAAAAUUAAUAACGUGUCAUAGUGACAGGAAUAAAAUGACUUCCCAAAAUUUAGCUGUGUGUUUUGGUCCAAUAGUAAUGUGUCAUACAGAAACCGGUACUCCUGUAGCCGAGUUAAAGCAACCCAUUGAUGUAUUCAGAUAUUUAUUGGAAAUUUGGCCGACAAAGAGAGAUAACGACUGGUGCGUUCUUGGAAGCGACAGUAGUGGUUCUAGUAACACGGAACAGUCGGAGGCAACACCGCCAACUACUACUACUGCAGAAAACCAGCCUACCAAUAGUAACAACACGUUAAAAAAAUCGGUGACGUGGAUAGGCCAACGAUCCUUACCCGAAUCUUCCUGUUAAAAAACAAAAAAAUAAAAAGGUUGAAAGUAUGGAAAAGGUGCUAUUCUACAGAGUUGGCUCUCGAUGUCUACGUGAUUUAGACUGUAUUUUCUGUUUUUAAAUAUUUGUUUUUUACUUUUUACACGUCAGGAGUUUCCGUUUUUGGAUUCCCACAGAUAUUGUCUUUGAGGUAUAUAUAUACAUAUAUAUCUAAAUUUUUCUUAAUCCUGUUUUCCAUUAUGAAGUGUAACUUGUUUGAUAUACACAAUUAAAAUUACCCGUAUGUUGAA
Molecule: messenger RNA, 4407 nt
Organism: Centruroides sculpturatus (bark scorpion)
Lineage: Eukaryota; Metazoa; Arthropoda; Arachnida; Scorpiones; Buthidae
Product: rho GTPase-activating protein 100F-like
Exons: 8
Coding region: 860-4138 (1092 amino acids)
Biological process (GO): signal transduction
Molecular function (GO): protein binding
Source: RefSeq, a predicted model, not a curated record